Mytilus californianus (California mussel) is the source of this 3191-nucleotide messenger RNA. RefSeq names its product zeta-sarcoglycan-like. The coding region runs from base 132 to 1013 and encodes 293 amino acids. NCBI's taxonomy places the organism in Eukaryota, Metazoa, Mollusca, Bivalvia, Mytilida, Mytilidae. Gene Ontology annotation, biological process: cardiac muscle tissue development; heart contraction. Gene Ontology annotation, cellular component: sarcoglycan complex; sarcolemma. The transcript has 8 exons. The record is from RefSeq and is a predicted model, not a curated record.
GAAGUUUUAAACCAAUGAAUGUACAGUUUACAAAACGCACCUGGGCUGCUGAAACUGAGAAGCUGAAGUUGAUAAACUUUUCCAGCUCUGUAAUCCUUUGUCAAUUAUGGUAACCUCAAAAUGAAGUAAAGAUGGGUAGAGGUAGUAGUAGGACAACAAAUGACAACAGUAACCAUGGCGACAGGGAGGAAGACCUGUUAGAUGAUAGACCACAACCUGUAGGAAUCUACGGAUGGAGAAAGAGAUGCCUCUAUGGAUUUAUAUUACUGCUGAUUAUCUUGACUGUAUUAAAUCUUGCAUUGCUAGUUUGGAUGCUGAGAGUACUCAAUUUCAAUUGGGAUGGGGUAGAGAAUGUCAAGUAUACUGAGGAUGGUAUGAGAAUAGAAGGACAGGUAGAAUUCCUAGAUUCUUUAUAUACAGAAAAGAUUCAGUCACUUCAGAGUAAACCAUUGAAGAUUGAUUCUAGUCGAGGGGUACAUAUAAGAGCCAGAAAUGAAGAUAACAAUAUCACAAAUAACUUUGUUAUAGCAAACAAGACAGUAUCAUCACAAUGUGAGUUAUUUGAGAUCAAGAACAGUAAGGGUCAGACAAAACUUAGUGUGUCCAAUAGUGGGGUUCACUUUGGUAACAUGGAUGUCACAUUUACAGGUUCAUCUAAAGUAAACUUUACAGGAUCUAUAGCCACACCUAAUGUAAGAGGACCUGUGUCUGAACCAUUGAGAGUAGAAGCCUUAAGUACUCAGCUGAGAGUAGUGGGUGACCAAGGAGUAUAUGUGACAGCUCCAGCUGGUAAAAUACUCAUUAAGAGUGCUAACCAACUCAGCUUGAUUGCCAGUAAAAAUAUGUACUUGCAGGCAAAAGACUAUUAUAUCAAGAAGCCAAGAGUAAGCAGUCCACAGAGUGGGAGUCCAUACACUGGUACUGUUUAUGAGUUAUGUAUUUGUGAGACUGGUAGAUUGUUUUUAUCCCAACCUAACUCUGAUUGUAAAGCAACUGAUACCAUCUGUCAGUAAUAGAUGAAAUAUUUCACACUGAAAUUGUUUUGUCGCACAGAAAGACAUUUUAUUAUUGAUAUUUGGUAAAUAAUUGUAUGAGUUCAGUCUUCUUGAAUGUGAAUAUGAAGAAAAAUGACAAUCAUUUUACUAUCAAAUUUGUUUUAGGAGACUAAGAAAGGAGGGCAUUUUUUUGUUAUCUCCUUAUACUACAUGGUCUAUGAAAUUUGAAUGACGAUUACAGAUAAGGAGGUAUAUUCUAUUUUUAGGACAUUCAACAUUAACAAUGAAUGGAUUUUGGGGUUCAUGAAUGUUAAGAAACCACAUUCUCUGAUUUGCUAUUAGAAUUUGAUAGAUUGUGCAUGUUAGAAGAAGUGUCUACAAACCUGAAGAAUAACCCUGUCAGAUUUACACCAAUCAAUUUACAUUUUAAUAUAUUUUAUUUUAAUUAGAAAGAACUAAGUUCCUUUGAAUAAUUCAGAAAUCCAUAAUGAGACAACACAAAUAUGACUGUCCAACAGACCCAUGUAUCAAAUGAAAGUAUUUUUAAUUUUAUAUAUUUAUUCGUAAAGUGAUAUGAAUAUUUAUAGGUUUUAAUUAUUAGUUACCUCACUAUCUAGUUAAUGUACAAUACUUGGCAACACACACACUUGAUAUUGCUGUAAAAUUUAAACGGCAAGUGGAAGUUGAAAGUAUAAAAAGUAGUUCAAUUUUUAUCACAAACUUUGUAUUUUAUAUGUAAUGAUAUUUAAGAAAUAUCUGACUUAUGUCACAAUCAUAACUAAUAUUAACUUUUCCCACGUGUAUAUAUAUAUAUAUAUAUAUAUAUAUAAUCAAAAGGUUUUAUCUACAUAAUUUUUUUAUUUUUAUCUAUUAAUUUCUGCAUUUUCAAAAAAAAAUAGUGAAUGUUUUCUUGAAAUGAGUAAAGUAUAAGUCAGUGACAUAUUUUUUUAAAAAUUUUAUAUUUAUUUAUGUAUUCAUAAAUUAUGAUUAUUCUUAUUCCGUCCAAGGAAGAUAGGUUGUAUUUUUAGUGAUGUUAAAUCAUAUAUUAUGUAGUUUUUGUUUUUAAAGACUAUGAGUUAAUUGUGAAUUUUUUAUUUUUAACAGUUGAAUAUAUAUAUAAAAUUCUACAUAUCUAUGGAAGAAAAUAUUUACAGAUUAAACAUACUUUUUUGCUGAAUUUAUUAUAAAUCUAUUAGAGUUAUAUUUCAUUGCUUUCAAAGUUACAUACUGUAAAUUCAGAAAUUAUUGCGAGUUUUUAGUAUGGCAAUAAUAAGAACUCGCAUUCAGAUAACUGAUACAUACAUCAGUAAGCAGAUUUUCCGGAAAUCCCAAUAAUUAGUCUAGCAUUAUUGUCCAUUCUUCAAAAAUUGCAAUAAUAAAUGCACGCAAUAACUUUGGAAUUUACAGUACAUAUAUAUAAGAUAGAAUUAAAUUACCUAUAUCUGGCAUUAUAUUUUUUGAAGAUCAUAGAACAUUUAUUUUUGUACAGAUAUACAGUACUUUAGCUAUAAUUUAUUAUUUUGCUAGGAACUCAUUUAUGUAAACUUGUAUAAUUUUAUACAAAUACAUCACUGUUAUUAGUUGUUCCAUAUCGGUCAUGCAGGAAAUGAUUAGGAAACAAAAUUUAUUUAGGUAUAAUAAAUUAUAUAUUUUAGAAUGCACGGUGCUGAUUUGUCUAAUUAAAUAAUGUAUAUUAUUAAAUAUGAAAAUGUAUCAAAAAUUGUUUAAUGUAUGCUACAUAUCAAAGAUAAUUAUUUGCCUUUCAUAUAUAAGCAUUAUCGAAAAAAAUAUCUGGAUUGCUGUGUUUCAAAUUUGCCUUGAAAAAUGAAAGGUACAGGAGAAUUGUGAUGAGGCUACAUUUUUGGCCCCUUGUAUUCGAAAGUCAAAAAAUUUAUAAAUCCUUCAGCUAUUCAUAUGACAUUGGUCUUUUAAACACCAGUUUUUGUACUUUUAAAAUCUGACUAACAUAUUGGCAUCAGGGCUUCAAACUUCUUACAGUUACUGCCAAAAUAGUCUCAUUGUGAGAUCUUGUCAUUAAUGUUUAGAUAUGAGCAAGAGCUUUAACCAAAAAGAUAAUUUGCAACAAAAUAAGUUUUACAAAGAUGUUACUGUGUGUUAAAUAUCUUUUUGGUUAGAGCUGUUGCUCAUUUGUUUUGUUUUUUACCAAAUUUAUUUAUUUGACCUAUAUUAUAUAAU